AUGCGUCCUCACGGCCUGACCAGUUUGGCCAGCCUUGUUAGCUUGUCCUUAUAUUGCACUCAAGGUGUGACCCAAGAGUUGCCGCCUGGGCUUCCCCUCCAAUAUGCCAGUACAGCGCCAGGAGUCGCCGUGACCAACGGCACGAAGCUACGCAUUCUACCCGUCGGCGACUCUAUCACCGUGGGCUGGCUGGGCGAUGACCAUAAUGGCUACAGAAAGCAGCUGCGGAGCGAUCUGUCGGCCGAUAAAGUCGUAUUUGCCGGCACCGAGCGGUACGGAUCUAUGGAUGAUCCAUACUUUCAUGGUCAGGCAAAACGAUCAACCCCGACGGAUCCUGCCGCGGCCGCCGAGAGACUCGGGGCUCUGAUCGACAAGAUGAUUCAAAAAUGUCCCGACGCCACCAUCCUGGUUGCCAUGAUCAUUAGCACUACUCGGCCAGCACAGGCACCACAAACCGCCCAAUUCCAAGCUCUCGUCCCUGGUGUUGUGCAAACCCGUUCGGCAGCCGGAAAACAUGUCAUCGCCGUUGACUUCACUAGGUUCCCAACGGCCCUGUUGCGCGAUGGAAUCCAUCCCACGGACGGUGGCUACCGCACCAUGGGCGACUGGUGGUACGACUUUAUGACGCAGAUUCCACCUAGCUGGAUCUCGGUGCCAGAGGGACCGGACCCGGUGCGAGAUAUCAGCAGCAAUGGCGGGCCUGACGAAAACAUCCCGCCGCUCGACUGGGGAACCAGCCCUAUCACGGUGAAGACGCCAUCUGAGAUCUUUGAGGCUGGUAAGACCGCCUCGUUGGAGUCUCGGAAAAUAUGUAAGGUGAACCCUCAUUGGUACUCGACCGGCAAGCUGGCGUCGGGGAGGGGCGUGAAUGGAGAUUUCAAGUUUCGCAGUAAAUGGGAAUCGGUGGGUCAGGUUAUGCCAGCGACUGGUUUGGAUCCCAAAUUUGCCCGGCUUCACGACAUGGACGGAGAUGGCAAAGCAGACUACGUCUGGAUCGACCCAGAUACCGGUGCUAUUCGCUGCUGGCUGAACAAGUACCCCAAUGCGUGGGUAAAGGCUGGGAACGAUGGCUUGCUCGCGGAUGGCCGGGGCCCGUCCGAUUCCAUCUUUCUGGCUGACAUGAAUGGCGACGGACUGGAUGACUACCUCGUCGUCAACCCCGACGACGGAUCUGCCGACAUCUACUGGAACCACGGCCCCGACGCCGGGUGGGCGCACGGCUGGAAGUUCGUGGAAGGCGGCCAGAUCGCUUCCGGCGUGCCACAUGCCAAUUGGAAGACGCUCCGCCUGGCUGACAUGAAUGGUGAUGGGCGGGCUGACUAUCUCACUAUCGGCGUUAGGGGAUCCGCUGCGCUGUGGCUGAACCAGGGUUCUCUGGGGACAGAUGUUAAGUGGCUCGGACAAGGGGGCAUUACGGCGGGUAGUGGUGUUACUGAUCUCGAUACGAUCUUCUUUGCAGAUAUCGAUGGAGACGGACGGGAUGACUACCUUAUUUUUGACGAUGAGGCCGGGAUUUCUGGUUAUCUGAACAUCAUGACCCAGAAGAGCGGGUUGCCCCUUUUCGCCAAACAGGAAGGGAAUCAACCCAUAGCCGCCGGAAUUAAAAACACGAAGAACUGGCGGGAUAUUAGAAUUGCCGAUGUUGACGGAGACGGAAAAGCAGAUUACUCGUACAUCGCAAGUGAUGGAUCCGUUCAUCUGUGGCUGAACCGCGGAUCAGCCGACACGAGUCGGGCUUCGGACAGCGUGGUGUUUGCUGAUAUUGAUGGGGAUACUAUUGACGACUAUGUGAUUCUCGGCCACGACAGUGGAUCUAUCUCCGUUUAUCUAAACAAAGGCCCGGAUGAGGGCAUGGGUUGGAAGUUUGAAGCCCUGAAUGGAGGUGAACCCAUCGCCUCUGGUCGCGCCCCAGCGAGCCAGAUUAUAUUUGCCGACAUCAACAGGGACGAUCUCGAUGACUACUUGGUUCUCGACCCUGUAACCGGUGCCCUUAGGGUCUGGCUCAACGAAGGCAGAGAUAGCGGGAGCGCGACUGGGUGGCAAUUCAAGGAGAUGGGUCAAAUCGCGAGCGGUCUCGGGCCUGGCGCUAGAGUGCGCAUGGCGGAUAUUGACGGUGAUGGGUAUGCCGACUACAUCUUCCUGAAGCCCAACGGUGGCACUACGAUUUACCGCAACAAUUGGAGCGAGGGUGGUCCAGGAAACUACUUUGUCCCGUUCCCCAAGAUGGAUGCAUCCGGAAUCAAUGAGAAUCCUGACGAGAUUCAAUUCGUCGAUAUUAACGGGGACGAAAAGGCUGACUACGUCUGGACGCGAAAAAUCGAUGGCGUCGCCAAGGUAUGGUAUAACAACUACGAAUUCAAAGAAGAAGGAGAUGAAGACAAGUCCAGAUAUGGCUGGCGAGAGGGCGGCGUGUUUGCUAGUGGGGUCGGAGCCAACGGCGACAACGUGCGGUAUGCGAUCAUGGACAAGUCGGGCCGCGCAAGCUACGUCGUUCUCGAUCCCGCCACUGGCGCGCCGGCGGCGUGGCUAAACGGAUGCGACGACAAGGGUGACUCGCCCCGUGGCCCGGUAUCCUGUGAGGGUGGGGUUGCGAACAACCCAUAUCAUCCUGCCGGCGACUCUUUUGGUUGGGCCGUGUACAUCCCCGAGCCCAUCGGGUUGACUCCGGCAUACGAGGUCCAGGAAUGCGGGAACCACUUCCUUAAGGUCCUUAAGAAACAAGGGGGGUGCGAGACGCCAACGUCGUGGGGAUGUGACGCUUAUGGUAGGGGCGUCCUUCUCCACUUCGAUACCUCCAUCUUCUGUGGCAAGGGCCAGGUUCAGAAGGCUGUCUGGGACUCGACCAACCCGCAGAUCGGCGGCGAGUGCAUCAACCACGGAAACUCACAAGAUAAAUGGUCCGGCAAAAGCCCCAUUGAGAUCCUCUUAGGGAUAUUAAGCCUGCUACCCGGCCCUAGUAAAGGGAAGUCUUAGGGUUGUCCUCGUAGAUAUCAAAUGAGCAUAUAAUAAU
Molecule: messenger RNA, 3010 nt
Organism: Pseudogymnoascus verrucosus
Lineage: Eukaryota; Fungi; Ascomycota; Leotiomycetes; Thelebolales; Thelebolaceae
Exons: 15
Coding region: 1-2973 (990 amino acids)
Source: RefSeq, a predicted model, not a curated record